Penicillium waksmanii is the source of this 1317-nucleotide messenger RNA. RefSeq names its product type III PLP-dependent enzyme. NCBI's taxonomy places the organism in Eukaryota, Fungi, Ascomycota, Eurotiomycetes, Eurotiales, Aspergillaceae. The record is from RefSeq and is a predicted model, not a curated record. Gene Ontology annotation, cellular component: cytoplasm. Gene Ontology annotation, molecular function: ornithine decarboxylase activity. The transcript is spliced from 2 exons. Bases 1 to 1317 code for a protein of 438 amino acids.
AUGGCACCAACCGCGUGUGUUUCCCCUGCUGAAUUAUGCACCAUCAAAAACGACCUUCGUCGUGAUCACUCCGCCCUCGUCAAUCAUGGCGGGGAUGAUGUGUUGCAAUCUCAGUUGACUGCCAAGGAUCUUGUCCUACAAAUCUUGAAGAAGAGGGCCGCCGAGGUGGAUGUGGACAAUUGCGACCCUGGAGAGGAGGAUGCGUUUUAUGUGGCGGAUAUGGGGGGAGGUCUACCGCCAGCAUAUGCGCUGGAAGAUGAAUUUGGGCCGUCUGUCAAGUGCAACCCGGAUCCCGAGGUGCUUCGUCUCAUGGCCCAGUUGGGCAAUGGAUUCGACUGCGCUUCCAAGUCGGAGAUUGAUCUCGCCCUCCAGACGGGCAUCGAUCCCAGCCGAAUUAUCUACGCCCAGCCCUGCAAGACUAAGUCUUACCUGCGUUAUGCCAAGGAGGUUGGCGUGAAGCAGAUGACCUUUGACAAUGCCGACGAGCUGUACAAGAUCAAGGCCACGUUCCCCGAGGCCGAGCUGUACCUCCGUAUUCUGACCGAUGACUCCACCAGCUUGUGCCGUCUGAGCAUGAAGUUCGGUGCAUCCAUGGAUAUCGCCCCCCAGCUGCUCGAGCUGGCCCACCAACUCGAACUCAAGGUCGUCGGCGUUAGCUUCCACGUCGGAUCCGGUGCCGAGGAUCCGCGUGCUUUCCUCAAAGCUGUCGAGGAUGCCCGCCUGGUUUUUGACCAAGCCUCCGACAUCGGCCACGAGAUGCACACCUUGGACGUGGGCGGUGGCUUCAGCGGUGACACCUUCGAGAAGUUCUCUGGUAUCCUGAGCGACGCUCUGGAAACGUACUUCCCGCCGAACAUUCGGAUCAUUGCGGAGCCUGGUCGUUACUAUGUCGCGAAUGCCUUCACCUUGGCCGCCAAUGUCAUCGCCCGUCGUGAUGUUCCUGACCCCGCGGACCCUUCACGCGACGCCUACAUGCUCUACCUGAACGACGGUGUGUACGGCAACUUCUCGAACAUCAUCUUCGACCACCAGCACCCGGUUGCUCAGGUCCUCUUGUCCGCGAACAACGCCUCUCCGAGUUCUGCGACUUCGGAGACCAUCGCGUACUCCAUCUGGGGCCCCACCUGCGACGGCAUCGAUGUCAUCACCGAGCGCAUUGAUCUGCCCGGUCUACUGAACACCGGCGAUUGGCUGUAUUUCGAGGAGAUGGGUGCUUACACCAAGUGCAGUGCCACUCGCUUCAAUGGAUUCUCCGACAACCACGAGGUGAUCUACAUCUCGAGCGAGCCUGGUGCCUCAGCGCUUCUCGACUACUAA